Molecule: messenger RNA, 1377 nt
Organism: Humulus lupulus (European hop)
Lineage: Eukaryota; Viridiplantae; Streptophyta; Magnoliopsida; Rosales; Cannabaceae
Exons: 2
Coding region: 1-1377 (458 amino acids)
Source: RefSeq, a predicted model, not a curated record
AUGCAAGAAAAGCAAGACGGUCAGGCCGAUGUGUUGACUCAAUUUAUGACUGAAACGAGAUCAUCAAUUCGGAGCUUGGAAACUCAGAUUGGACAGUUGGCUACGCUUAUGGCAAACCGAGCUCAAGGGAACUUGCCAAGCACUACUGAGGUGAAUCCAAAGGGGAAUCCUAACGAACAGUGUCAGGCGAUUACUUUGAGGAGUGGAAUAGUGUAUGAGGGAACAAAUGUGGAAAAGAGCAUCGAGCAGAAGCAAGAUCAACAGGCACCCAAUGAAGAGGACAAGAAGACUUGUGAAGAGAAGGUUAAAGAGAUUCCGCCAGCAAGAGAAGUGGUACCUCCGGUGUCUAUAGAUCAUCACAGAAAAAUUCCAUAUCCACAGAGACUCCAAAAGAACCGUCUUGACAAGCAGUUUGCAAAGUUCUUAGAGGUAUUCAAGAGGCUGCAUAUCAACAUACCCUUCGCAGAAGCAUUAGAGCAGAUGCCCAGUUACGUUAAAUUUAUGAAAGAUAUUUUAUCAAAGAAGAGAAAGAUGGAGGAUUACGAAACUGUGGCAUUGACCGAAGAGUGCAGUGCUAUUUUGCAAAGGAAGCUUCCACAGAAGUUGAGAGAUCCUGGAAGUUUCACAAUCCCAUGCACAAUUGGUAACUUUGAGUGUAAACAUGCACUAUGUGAUUUGGGAGCCAGCAUAAAUCUCAUGCCUCUAUCAGUAUUCAAAAGACUUGGUUUGGGUGAGGCAAAGCCAACAACUGUUACACUACAGUUGGCCGAUAGAUCACUGGCUCAUCCGAGGGGGAUUAUUGAAGAUGUGCUAGUGAAGGUCGACAAAUUCAUUUUCCCUGCAUAUUUUAUUGUGCUGGACAUGGAGGAGGAUGCAAAUGUCCCAAUUAUUCUUGGGCGACCGUUCCUAGCAACAGGACAAGCUCUAAUAGAUGUGCAAAAGGGAGAGCUGAAACUCAGAGUUGAGGGGGAUGAGGUAGUAUUCAGUGUCUUCAAGGCAAUGACGUAUCUGAUGGCUGGUGACAGUUGCUACAGUGUGGAUGUGAUAGAUAAAGCAGUUUUGAAAAGAAGGGUCAGUAGUGAUGCUUUAGAGGCAGUGUUGACUGGUGGGGAGGAAGAUGAAGAUGAUGAAGAGAUGAAAGAAUAUGUAAAGUGGAUUAACUCUUACCACCCGUAUUUAAAGAAAUUUGAAGAGUUGGCAGAGGCCACCGAUCGUCCAUUAACAUCCAUUCAGCAGCCACCGAAAUUGGAAUUAAAGGCUCUUCCUGAGAAUUUGUGUUAUGCGUACUUAGGGGAGAACGAGACCUUGCCAGUAAUUGUUUCAGCUGAUCUCUCAAAAACUGAAUUGGAGAAAUUGUUGAGGAUAUUAGAGGAAUAA